Molecule: messenger RNA, 3271 nt
Organism: Oncorhynchus mykiss (rainbow trout)
Lineage: Eukaryota; Metazoa; Chordata; Actinopteri; Salmoniformes; Salmonidae
Product: ras association domain-containing protein 8
Biological process (GO): signal transduction
Source: RefSeq, a predicted model, not a curated record
CCUUGCGGUGUCACAGUUCCGAUGAAAUGUAUUUACAAGCAAAAGUAAUGAAAUGGGGAGAGGCAAUUUUCCGCAGCAUAUUGGUCAACCUGCAAUGGCUAUAGCAGGGACAGUGCAUCGUUAAACUUUCAGCCAAGGAUAUCACAACGCUGCUAAUUUUCUCAUGAUGCAGUUCUCUCUUUGCUGUGGACCGUGUCACGUUGUCGCAGUUCGUACAAGUGAUAUAUAGGCUUGCGCCGAUUCCAUUCCUCUACAGAAUCUAUUUUUCCUAAACUUCAGUCCCGAUAGAGACGACUGAGGGGGACUUCUGUUGGUGUUUCGGCACCUACAACACGAAGUGAGGUGGUGGCCAGCUGGAGCUUCCAGGAAUGAUGGGGCCAACCCACCGCAGCAGGCCCCCUCGCUGCACCUGACCUGGGUCACCUGACCUGAGUCACCUGACCCAGAAUGGAGCUCAAGGUUUGGGUGGACGGGGUCCAGAGGGUCGUAUGCGGGGUCACCGAGGUAACCACCUGCCAGGAAGUGGUCAUCGCUCUGGCCCAGGCCAUAGGCCGCACUGGGCGCUAUACCCUGGUGGAGCAAUGGCGAGACACAGAGCGCCACUUGGCCCCCCACGAGAGCCCAGUGGCCUCCAUCAACACCUGGGGUCAGUAUGCCGGUGAUGUCCAGCUGAUCCUGCACCGCACAGGCCCCUCCCUGACUGAACGCCCCCCUUCCGAGGGGCCCCCGCUUCGAGGCCCGGAACGCGGUCUCCACCGGCAGAGCCUCCCCCCACUUGCCAAGCUCCACCACCCCAGUGAGCGCUCCCUCCGCCGCCGUGAGCCGCGCCGGAAGUCCCUCACCUUCUCCGGGAGGCCCCGGGGCCUCCGGGACAUCCUGAGUGGAGGCCGGGCUUGGGAGGAGAGGGAGGCCGAGGCCAAACGACGUCUCCUACUCCAGGGGAACGGUGGGAACCAGAACCACCACCACCAUGUAGCAGCCGAAGCGGUAGCCCCAGGGAGGGCAGUGUCCCCCGGCAUGUGGGCCUGCCGCAUGGAUGACUUGGUCAGACUGGUGGGGCUCCAGAGAGAGACUUUGGGUGUGCUGGAGAACAGGCUGGAGGCCUAUGAGGCUGAGCUGCAGACCUGGGGUGGGGGUGGGGGAGGGGGAGAAGGAGAAGGAGGGGGAGAGGAGGCAAGAGGAGCGGGAGGGCUGGUGGAGGAGAUAGUGAGGCUGGAGAGACGACUGAGGAAGAACGAGGUGGAGAUGGAGGAGGAGGAGUUCUGGGCCAGCGAGCUGCAGAUUGAGCUGGAGAGCGAGAGGCAGCUAGAGGACAAGCUUGAGGAGCUAACGGGACGUCUGCAGGGCGCUAAAAUCGACCUGGGGGACAGGAUGGUUCUGGUACAGGGUGUGGAAGCGGGUCUCGAGGAGGAGCGUCUGCGGUGGGAAAGACAGGAGACUCAGAGGGUGAGCGAGGUGGAGGCCAGGGCGCAGUUGCUUAGGGCCCGCACGGAACUCAAGACACAGGACAGACAAGCCGUCCAGCUAGAGAGCAGCUGCAGAGCCGUGGACAGGUCCCUGAGCCAGAGUAGCAAGAGAAUGCAGGACAUGCAGCAUGAGCUGGAGCAGCUGACCAAGGAGCUGAGACAGGUCAACCUGCAGCAGUUCAUCCAGCAGACUGGCACCAAGGUCACCGUGCUGCCAGCCGAGCCCAGUGAGGAUGAGGAGGAGACUACCCACACCGGACAGGGCACAGACUUGGUUCCUCUGUCCAGUUCCCUGAAGCGUCCAGUCUCCUCGAUGCCCGGUCACCUUCGGGUCCUGCAAAGCCCGCUGACAUCUGGCUUGAACCCAGAAGGGAUCUACGUGUAAGAGGACACAGAGGGGGAUAUCUAUGUUCCAUGCCAGCUGGCCCCCUCACUACCAACCUAAAGGUAGCCUGCUUGGUAGUCAGGUCCCAAAACGGUUGUCUUUAGCCAACUCCUUUCCUAUUCACUCCUAGUCAGGAGUUGGUUAUAUACAGAUCUGGGAUAAGACUAGCUCAAGGAUGUAAUAGCAUGAUACUUCAGUAACACUCUCCUGUCAUGGAUAAAGGACCUACACUUACACAGAGGAUAUGGCUAGAGGCCAUUGUGUACAAGCACUCCUAGUCUCCCACAUGGGACAACACAUGAUGAUUGCUCCAACGAUGAAGGGAAGACUAUGGGUAACCUACCUGACUGCAGGAUGGGGCACUUAGCUUGGAUGAACAGUGUAGAAAACAUCAGGAACACCUGCUCUUUCCAUGACAUAGACUGAUCAGGUGAAUCCAGGUGAAAGCUAUGACCCCUUAUUGAUGUCACUUGUUAAAUCCACUUCAAUUAGUGUAGAUGAAGGGGAGGAGACGGGUUAAAGAAGGAUUUUUAAUCCUUGAGACAAUUGAGACAUGGAUUGUGUAUGUGUCCCAUUCACAGGGUGAAUGGGCAAGAUAAAAGAUGUAAGUGCCUUUGAACGGAACGGUCUACAGUAGUAGGUGCCAGGCGCACCGGUUUGGGCAUGUCAGGAACUGCAAUGUUGCUGGGUUUUUCACGCUGAACAGUUUCCAGUCUGUAUCAAGAAUCGUCCACAACCCAAAUGACAUCCAGCCAACUUGACACAACUAUGGGAAGCAUUGGAGUCAACAUGGGCCACAUCUUGUAGAGUCCAGGCCCUGACGAAUUUAGGCUGUUCUGAGGGCAAAAGGGGUGCAACUCAAUGUUAGUAAGGUGUUCCUAAUGUUUGGUACACUCGAUGUAGUUGAAAUAGACAAUAUAGCAACAGACAUAAGAACCAUGUGUCAUAGCCCAAAUGGUUGCCUAUCUAUGGAAACCUUGUGACUAAAAGUGAUGCGUAAUUAUCAUCAUCAUCAUCAUCGCCAUUAUCAUCAUCAUUAUCAUCACCGUUUUCAUCCCUUUAAAGUGCAAUUACUUUAUUUUUCAUUUAAAUGAAUUAAGCUGUAAUGUAGCUACAUUUGGACUGCAUUGAGUCAUGGAUGAGAUGUCGAUACGGUGGCCCUAUGGGGCAAAGUAGCUUUUCAUGGAUUUCUGUUUCUGAAGCAUUUACACUGUGUAUUUAUCACAUCAAACUUUGACCCUCAGCUCACAUCAACCAACAUGCAGACUGUUUCUGCUCUGUUCUGAUUUUCAUUAUACACUAGGUACAGUACAACAUACAACCAGUGGUUCAAGGUUUUAUUACUGAAGAAAGGAUAGAUGGUAACCUAUGUGUCCAUAAGUGUUAAUAUGUCAAUUAUUGUCAAUAAAUUGAUAUGUCA